UUACCAUGGUUGUGCUGGACAGGAUGAUAUAUGCCAUUGGAGGGGACAUUGAUCCAGAAACUAACCUGGAUAGUGUGGAGCGCUACUGUCCAAACACAGAUACCUGGAGCUUUUCGCGACCCUUGGAUAUGACAUUGAGCUGCCAUGCUGCCACAAUGUUGGAUGGAAAGAUUUUCAUCUCAGGGGGUUUGGACUGCAGGCACCAGUGUCGAGUAUCCAUGUUUCUGUACCACCCUGAGAGAGGAACCACCUACCUGGCCGAGAUGAGCCAACCUCGAGCCCGUCACUGCAUGGAGACUUUAAACGGCAAUCUUUACGUGGCAGGAGGUGUCACUGUUGAUGAAAACAUGACGUCUAUCGACCAGCUGGCCUGUGAGGUCUAUGACUCGGUUAGUGACCUUUGGAGUGCUCUCACACCCCUGGCCGUCCCCCAUGUUGGAGCAGCCUCUGUGGUUCUGGAGGGGAUGCUCUAUGUGCUGGGAGGAUACUGCCAAGAGGACUACAGGGAGACCAGACUGGUUCAUCGUUAUGAUCCCACCAUCCAAUUUUGGGAGAAUAUGGGCGAGAUGCCAGGACCCAACGCUGAUAUACGAGCCUGUUUGCUGCAUCUACCCAACCACUUAAGACAAUGACACAUCACUAUAAAUCCCAUAAGACUACACUACAUUUGUCAGGGAACAGAAAUGGAACCGGGAAUGAAAGUGAAUCAUAGUGUUCUGGAACAGAACCGUUAUUUUAAACGCAUGGGGCUGGAUAUUAACGUUUUUUAUGUUUCGGGUAUUUUUUUCAAGUCCCACAAAAAUACGCAACAAAGCAUAUUUUGAAUCCUUGUGCCGCUGUGAACACAGAAGCUUGUUAGCUAGUGUAUGAAUUUUACGAAUAAUUACUAAAUGAUGUAUACAUUUA
Messenger RNA from Oncorhynchus gorbuscha (pink salmon), 906 nucleotides. RefSeq names its product kelch-like protein 33. Gene Ontology annotation, molecular function: protein binding. The record is from RefSeq and is a predicted model, not a curated record. NCBI's taxonomy places the organism in Eukaryota, Metazoa, Chordata, Actinopteri, Salmoniformes, Salmonidae. Bases 6 to 632 code for a protein of 208 amino acids. The transcript has 2 exons.